Messenger RNA from Diuraphis noxia (Russian wheat aphid), 1087 nucleotides. RefSeq lists its product as uncharacterized. Gene Ontology annotation, biological process: DNA integration. NCBI's taxonomy places the organism in Eukaryota, Metazoa, Arthropoda, Insecta, Hemiptera, Aphididae. The record is from RefSeq and is a predicted model, not a curated record. Gene Ontology annotation, molecular function: nucleic acid binding; zinc ion binding.
AUGGGAUCUCGCGUUCUCGACUCGACGACUUUACAACUMUUCGAAUCUAGUACAUCGCCGUCAACUAUUCCGAACUUCGACGAAUUAUUAAAUUUUGUGCAACGUCGAUGUAAGAUUUUGGAAAAUCUUACSAAAUCUAAUAAAGUCGGUCGCAAUGAUAAAUCCUCGGAUAAAUCGUUCGACAAACCGGAUAUUCGCGGUAAAUAYACCAAAUCGACCAAAUCAGUGUUCGCCGCUACUACGUCUACGUCGAUUAAAUCUAAAUCUCGACAUUGUUUAUGUUGUGAUAAGCCUGAUCACAAAAUAUAUCAUUGUCCGAAGCUCGCCGGCAUGACUGUCGAUAAACGUCGAGAAACUGUAUUAGCGCGUAAAUUAUGUUUCGCGUGUAUGAGUCCGAGUCAUAUGGUCAAUACGUGUCCGUCAACGAAAGGUUGUUUUUCGUGCCACAGUAAACGUCAUCACUCCUUGCUACAUCGUGAACAAGGUCGUACGUCAACUGCAGAUACUGGGACUCCGAAUAUUAACCCGACACCUCAACCAACCACGUCGAAUGGCGGUCCUAGUUCGUUUGUCGGUACCGCCUGCACCAAUUCUACCGUCGUAUUAGGUACAGCGAUUGUGCAUAUCAAAGACGCUUGGGAACGAGUACAUUGCGUACGGGUAUUGCUCGAUAGUGGUUCGCAGAUUUCGGCCGUGACUAGUGAAUGUGCAGCGCGGCUUGGACUUUUGAAACGUCGUUACAAGUCCGACAUCGUCGGUUUCGCACAAAGUCCUGUGUCUCACGUGCAAGGGGUAACCAGCUGUCAAUUUUCGUCGCAUUUCAAAUCAGAUUAUUUAUUCCCGUCGGUCGAAUUAGUUAUUCUAAAACAAAUUACCGCAGCCAUGCCGUCCACACGGUUGCCGAUAGCUGUGCGUCAGCAAUACCAACACCUCCGUUUCGCGGACGAAACUUUCGACAUUCCGUCGCGCAUCGACGCUCUAUUCGGCGCAGAUAUACUACCUAGUCUUAUUCGCCCACACGCGGGCUUGGARCAUCAUCCGGGUUUACCAUCGGCCCUCGACACUCAGCUCGGCUGGAUAAUUUUUG